Messenger RNA from Culex quinquefasciatus (southern house mosquito), 7076 nucleotides. RefSeq names its product DENN domain-containing protein 5A (gene pns). The record is from RefSeq and is a predicted model, not a curated record. The coding region runs from base 1102 to 5628 and encodes 1508 amino acids. The transcript is spliced from 13 exons. Gene Ontology annotation, molecular function: small GTPase binding; guanyl-nucleotide exchange factor activity. NCBI's taxonomy places the organism in Eukaryota, Metazoa, Arthropoda, Insecta, Diptera, Culicidae.
CUUUUGCUUUCAGUACGUCUUUGUCUUUCCACUGCUACCGAUGUACGCGGACGUGUCGCGACGGUGCUCUACGCAGUUAAGGGGAUACUUGGCACUUGGAAGGAGCAGAGCAAUUAAAAGGAUUGCAAGAUGAAAAUCCUUUGAAGUGGGAGUGAAUCAAGGCGUUUUCAAUCGCAAUCGGUGCUCCUCAAGUUCCGUGCGUGUGUGUUUUGUGAGGUUGUAAUAGGUUCUGUUGGUGCAAGUUUUCGGGAAGAAAGGAUUUCCUGAAACCUUUAGUGUCUCGCGUUAUCGAUUGUGCACAAACCUGUCAUCGUCGUGCGUUGCUGACGAAAGCAUGAAAUGAAUUAAAAAUUCAACCAACACUCCAAGGAGAAAGAAAAGGCCAUUGGCGAUCUUGGUUGUGCAUGAUAUAAGAGUUAGGAAAGCAAAACGAGAUGAAAUGGAAGCUGCUGCCAAGAUGAAGUGGUGUCAGAGUGUAGUUCAUACGUAGAGGAUUCGAAGGAAGAAAAAAAGCAAGAAGGAAAGAAAAUCGAUCUAAACCGCGAGCAAUCAUACAAAAAUCUUGCUCUCUCUCGCUCACUGCUGGAUCCCUUCGCGUGUCUCCACGAUUCGACUCACGAACGAGUAUCUCGUCGUAGUAACAGCGUCGUGUGUUGUGUUUGUUGUCCACACCACGUGCAUAUGGUUGAGUGAGAUAUAUCCUUGUGUCAGAGUGUGUGUGUGUGCGCGCUACAGAGGUAUUUAACUCUGUACUGGUUGUACAACAUCACGAAGAGCGUAGCGUAGCGAAGAAUCAAAACGUGUAUGUUUUGGGUGAAGAAGGUCACCAGAUAUUGUGUGUUGGCUUGUGGUCACAGCUCUCUACCCUAACCUACCCUCCCCACCCCAUCCAAUUUGAUCCAAUGUCUUAUGUAUCAGAUGUGCUCGCCAGUGCCACCACAACUCCGUGAAGAAAAAAUGGUUUCGAGAAAAUUGUAAAUAAUAAAGUAUAUCAAAGCCAACGCACCUCGCGAAGCAAGCAAAAAUCGAAUUCCAUUCGCCAAAAUUGCCAAAGUGUAAUUGAUAUAUUGUGCAAUCCCCCUCUCGGAAAAUUGGCCAAACAUGAGCCAAGAGAAAACCAAUGGCCUCGAAGGCGAGUCCAGCCGGGCUUCGAGCAGCUGUAGCACCGCGGCGGAGUCCGCCAGCACCGUCGGGAAGCCCAAAGGGCUCAACGAGAGCGUCCAGCAGCAGUACACCCGUUUUGCGGAUUACUUUGUCAUCUGCGGGCUGGACCUGGACUCUGGCCUUGAACCUGAUCUGUUUGCAGGUGACAGUCUACAGUGUUCUCCGUUAGACCGGGCGUACAAGAGCAAACCGUUGGCGCACUACCCGGAGAAUGUCGCGUGGAACCCGUUCGACGCGCACGGCAUCUGCAUGCUGUCCCUGCCCCAGGGGUUGCGUUUCCGAACGCAGAAACACAACAUCGAGCCGCGGUUUCACGCGUUCGCGACAACCCGCGAGGACGGCAAGCGGUGCUACGGGUUCAGUCUGGUGUUCUACGAGGAGGUCCGCAACCGGCAGAUCUGCAGUGCCAUGCACACGCUCCAGUCGAUGUACAUCACGGAGGUGUCCAGUUCGCAGCAACCGCCGCCGGGGACGCUGCGCCGGGUCAAGGAGAGUCCGGUGAGCCGAUCGCUGCCGCGGCACUUUAAGAUUGCCGCACAAGCGCCCGCUUCGGCGCUCAGCUAUUACGAUAUUACUAAGGAUAAGCUGUACGUAGCGAAAAGCCUUUCGCUAGUCUGUCAGGUGCCGUACGCUCACAUCGCUGAGCUGUUUCUUCAGAAUCUCUUCAAGUGUCUUCCCCGCCAUCCCGGUUCUCGGCUGAGUCUCGAGAGCUACGUGUACAACAUACUAUACGAAGUGUCCACGCCCCCGCCCGGCAAGUCCAUCCGAAUAUACAUACCACCGGAAGAGCCUCACCUACCUCCCAUCGCCACCAUCCUGCAGCGUCCCGCUCUCAAAGACGAGCUUCCCUUCAUGGACUUUCCCCUCAGGCUACUGUUCACCUUUCUCAGCGUUGACUGCGUAAUCCAGCUGUUCACCUGCGUCCUGCUGGAGAACCAAGUUCUGCUACGAUCCGUCGACUACCAGAAGCUCACCAUCAUCGCCGAGUGCAUCACUUCCCUGCUCUUCCCCUUCCAAUGGCAGCACGUGUACGCGCCCAUCCUCCCGGCUUCGCUGCACCACUUCCUCGACGCACCCGUCCCGUUCGUAAUGGGACUUCACUCGGACUGCGACAGUAGCAUGCGCAUCGGUAGCGAAGCCAACCUGUGCUACGUUGACAUCGACAAAAAGUGCGUCCAACUCCCAGAAGAGCUGCCCGCGUUCCCACACCGGCACGAUUUUAUCGCGGAGAUCAGUGCCGCGCUGGACAAGUACCAAGUACCUCGGGAUCGCUCGCUCGACCCGCCCUCCAUCCUCAGUCCGAAGAAUCUCCUCAAGGACCACGACAUGAUGACGACGAGCUGCACUCUCCCCACCGGAAUGCACGUCCGGAGGAAACACUCACUGCACGACGUCCUCGACUGGGACCGGCCCAACUCACCAGACCUUCCACUACCCCCGGCCGGCGUUCCCUCCCGGCCCGACGUUCGCCAGCGCAUCGUGGACAUUGUGCGGCGCAGCGGCGGCGACGAGGUCGACUCCAGCCCGAACGAGGUGAUGCCCAGCACAAAACAGAAGACGCCGCUCACCACGCUGGAGCAGUACUACGAAGAUCUGAGACUGAACAACUCCAUCCGGGAGAUCUUCCUGAACCGGUUCGUGCAGAUGUUUGCCGCGUACGAGCAGUACGUCAUCCUGCCGAAUCAGGCCCGCGAGGACUGGCUGAGCAACCGCGAGUCGAUGCACAACUUCGACAAGGCGUCCUUUCUGUCCGACCAGCCGCAGCACCACCGGCCCUUCCUGUCGCAGUUCCUCGAGAGCCAGAUGUUUGUGACGCUGAUCGACAACAAGAUCAUGAUGUCCUGGGGGGACGACGGCGGCGGUGGCUGCUCGCUGGACAGCAUCAACGGCGACGUGGAGUACAAUCUGAAGCUGUUCGACAAUCGAAUCAAGAUUUUGAGGAAACGGUACGGUGGCGAGAGCAUGAUCCGGACCGCCAACUACGAGCCGUGUCUGCUGGCGCGGGAAACGCAAAAACUGCUGGACAAGCGGCUGGCCAGCAUCGACAUGGAGGUGGCGCCGCCGAGUGAAAUUCUGGACAAGCGCCCGCCGUACUACCGGAGCUUUCCGUUGCUGGAGAAGUCCGCGCUGAACCAGGAGUGCGCCUCGAGAGGAAACAGCUUGCGGCGGGUCAAGAACGGCUCCAAGUGGAAGGUGAAAGAGAUCUCGCUGGACGGGGGCAAUAAGGAGAACGACGGCGGCGGCAACAAGUCCAACCGGAACUCGGCCAACCUGUCCGGGACGGAGAUCAGCCCGGCGUUGAUGGCGCAAGCCAACUGGACCUUCGUGGAGAAGCUGCUGAAGGACUGCAAGAGCAAAACCAAACGGAUGCUGCUAGAGAAGAUGGGAACGGAAGCGAUCGAGCUGGGACUCAGCGGAGAGGCUUCGGUGACCGGAGUCGAGGAGAACACGAUGAUCGCGUCGCUGUGCGACCUGCUGGAGAAGGUUUGGUCGCACGGGCUGGUAAACAAACAGGGAAAGUCCGCACUGUGGACGCAUCUGACGGCCUACCUGGAGAUCAAGGACUGCCAGAAUCCGAGCAAGCAAAUCGACACCAACUAUCUGACGCCAGACGUAGCCAGCUGCACUACCCCUAAAUCAAGCUUGACUAGCAAAGGCAAACACUCAAAGCACACCAUUAGUCCCAUUAUUGUGUCACCUGUCGUCAGUAAUUACGGUGGUAGUCCCGAUACUAGCAAUACCGGUAGUCGUAAGAACAAACUGAACAGCAUAAUCCGGCUCAAGCGUAACACCACCAACCAGUCAAAGCCCCCGAUGGUGGCCCGUCGGAACGAACCGAUCUCGCUCUCCUCGCCGGAGAUAUCGCCGACGGUUCCGAAACGACUGAGCCACUUUGUUCUCCCCAAUAUCAUAGCCAAUCUGGUCGGUAACAAGUACGCCAGUGUCCCCAGCUCGGACAACGGGUACGGUAGUAUCAACGAUCUUUCAUCGCUGGCGAUUGAACCGGAGAUUCCACCGUCACCGACGCGCGGUCGUUCCAAGUCACGGGACCGCAAAAGUCUGGGACCUGAGCAGCUACGUCCGCUACCUGAAUCUCUAGAGUUCGACAUUAGAAACAUUCUCUCGAUGACGGACAUCAAGACGCACAUCGGCUACGCCCGGGCCUGGGUGCGGCUCGCCCUGGAAAAGAAACUCCUCUCCCGUCACCUGCGCUCUCUGCUCUCCGAUACCGCCCUGCUGCGGCAGCUUUACAAACGGUCCGCCUUUGUGCGCUGCGACGACGAGGUCGAACAGUUCCUGUACCACCUGCUGACGCUGAACGCGGUGGACUACUUUUGCUACACCAACACGUACCCCACGGCCAAGCUGCCGUACCGUGUGGUGAUAUUCCCGUCGAAGAAGGGCUCCGCCGCGACCACCUCGGCCAACGUGGUGAUCGCCAUUUCAGGCACGCUGGGCGAAACGCAGCUAAUCAACGUGCCGCGGCACUCGCUGGAGUUUGUGUUCCAUCAUAAAACGCUCGGAAUACUGACUUCGCUGCGGAUAGGUCACGACGACACCGGAAUGUCCUCUAAGUGGCUGGUGGAACACGUUGUCGUGCGGAACGAGGUCUCCGGACAUACGUACAAAUUCCCCUGUGGUCGCUGGUUGGGUCGCGGCAUCGACGACGGUUCCAUCGAGCGGCUGCUCAUCGGACAGCUCGUGCCACGGACCGUAGACAGUGAAGAGCUGGUUGAAGCGUGCCGGACACCUCCGCGAACGCGCAGUCCAAGCAUCCAGCGGCCCGAGGUGCGUCCCUCGGACAUCCAGCACAUGUUGGGAGAUUCCGUGAACGCGAUUGUCAAGUGGCACUACCGACCAAGUCGGGAGCGGGACGCCAGCUCGUUGACGAACCUGCUCUGCGGCGAGAACGGCCUAGUCAAGUGUUUGGAGCAGGCGUUCCUGUGCGGGUUCCGCUCGCAGCGUAUGUUCGGACGGAAUCUGUACCUCUGGGAUUACUUCGUGCGGGUCAAGGAACAGUUCGAGACCAGUUUGGUUGAAGAAUCGGUCGAGUUGGUACGGGGUGGCGGCUCGGUAUGCAACUCACCGCCGACGAGCGGGUCGAGUCCGGAGUCUCCUCCGCAAGGGUCCACCACGGUGCUUCCUCCGGUGGCGCGUCAGGAGCUGUCCGCCGUAUGGCGCUGCUACUGCCAUCUGAUGGACGAAAUCAACAACGUGAAGCAGACGCUUGGCAAAGAUGGACGCUUCCAGCUGUUCAUUUGCUUGAGCUUAAGGGAACACCUCCUGCACCGGAUGCUAGUUCCGAUGGCGUACACCCGGGUGACGACCGAGAUGUACGAGGAGCAGAGCUUCAUGCGCAAAAAGGGACUACUCACCUUUUUGCGGCAGAUCAUGGAACCCCUGGACGAGUUUCACAUCGUGCUCGAGAACUCCAUCACGCAAGGUAUCGGAUCUCACUGUUAAGCGGCAGGCAGCUACCGUACUCGCGACUACGAAACCUAGGUCAAUACAGGCAAAGAGGUGCGAGAGAGGAUGGACAUCUCUCUCUUCGAGACAAUUGUUUUCUCUCUCACAGAAAGCAGAAGAGAGAUACCUGCUGUUUUGCACGGGAAUACGAUUCUACCGAAGAGAUAGAAGGUUGCUCUUUUCGCAGUUCAGUUGAGGAGGUAUUAGACUACGACAAACAAACUCACACUUUUUGUGUUUGACAGUUGGCGAAACUCGCAAACAAAUGUAUGCAGUUUGUUUGUUUGUUUGUCGUAGUCUUAUACCUUCUUUAGUACGGGAAGAUACAGAAAUUUCUGUGAGUUUAGAAUAAACAAUUACUAUGCGUGUGUGGGAACACAUAAUACUCACUAACUUCUGAUUAGAAUUUACGUCUUUUUUGUUAAUUUUAUAUGCAACCUCGUUCGUAUAGCAAUUAUGAGAACUGAAGCGAAACUGAAUAAUCGAAAUCGAUGGCCAAAGAUAAUAGAGCAAUUUUUUGUUCCUGAGAUGUUAUUCAUAUUUUUUCCCCAAAUUGUUUUUAUACGUUUAGUAUAGAUUUUAGGUUUGAUUUGUUGUUUUUCCGUUGAACGUACUUUGUUCCGUUCCAAUUUUCUUCCAUUAGGUUAACGGUUAUGUUAAUUUCGUCGUCGCGAAAAAGUUUGUGCCAAAAUGAGAAAAUUUGAUAAUGAGAAUAAGUUAAACUAAAACUUUGAAACUCACAACAAUCGAUUUCGUUAGCCAGGCAAGCGAAACAAAAAUUAAAUAAUCACGAGUGAUUGAAACACAAAGCACGGUUUAGCGAGCAUGUAAAUUUAUCUAUCAGAGUAAAAUCUCAAAUGAUUAAAUGUGUGAUAAUAAUUACUAAAGAGAAACAAACAAGGACACAAACAGCCGCAGACCAGCGGUACCAAAACGAAGUUGAUUUAGCUUACCAGCAAUUUGAGUAACUUGCUUGCGUGCACGCGUGACUGAGCUUGAACAUAAUUUCCCAGUGCUCUCGAUAUUACUAUUAGUCAAACGAUAUGAAUUUUAAUCAUUAGCAACUAGCAUCCCGAAUUAUGUUGCCCUCCCGUGGCGAUAACUAUUCCGUCUUUGAAAGCAUAUGAAAUCAGAAUCGAAUUCUAAUUGGAUAGCCCAAAAAUUAAAUUUGGAAAAAAAAAACCAGUGAACCUUCCUACUUAGCAUUUCGUGACGGAUACUGAAAAGAAAUCCAAAAUAUCUCAACAAAAUUGUAAACAAUUACAAGAAAAAGCAUUCUAGAGUUACGAUAGUAGCACUACCACACUGAUAUAUUUGAUUGUAUGUGUUCGUUGUAGCUGAUGGCAGUAAAAACUAUAGGUUAACGUUUUCGGUGGGUAAUCUUCAUGCGAGAAGGGAAAAUAAUCCACAUGGAAGUGAAUAAAAACAAAUAUUAUGAAUCACAA